AAUGGAAGAUGGGGUUGCGCUCCAGGGAAAUACCAAUUGAAAUUUGAUGCAGAGGAGACAUGUUAUUUGUUGAAAGGGAAGGUGAAGGCAUAUCCAAAAGGGUCAUCAGAUUUUGUGGAGUUUGGUGCUGGGGACCUUGUGAUUUUACCAAAAGGACUUAGUUGCACUUGGCAUGUUUCUGUUGCCGUAGACAAGUACUACAAAUUUGAGUCAUCAAAUCAUUCUUCUUCUUCUUCUUCUUGAUCAUUAUGAGAUCUUCUUAUAAUUUUAUAAUUGGAUCAUUCAUGAUUAGUGAAAAUUGUGAUUAGAGUUAUUUGGUCGAAUUUUCAUUUUGAUUAAAAUUAAUUAAAGUGCCUAUAUAUUCUUUCACAGUUUUGGACUAUUUUGUGGGAGAUAGAUAGGUGUCUUUUUCUUGGAUCAUUAUUAUUGUUGUUAUUGUUACAAGAUUGUUAUUUGUCUACAAGCUAAUUCUUAUAAACAUCAUGGAGAAAGAAUUAUUUUU
Molecule: messenger RNA, 502 nt
Organism: Arachis ipaensis
Lineage: Eukaryota; Viridiplantae; Streptophyta; Magnoliopsida; Fabales; Fabaceae
Source: RefSeq, a predicted model, not a curated record